AUGAACAAACUAUUAGUAUUUGGGGUCAUCUUGAGAUUCAUCAUCCCAACGAUAUUCCCAGACAUCCCUGAUCUGUUGGAUAGUCUUGUGGAGCUAUCAACACCCAUUAAUUCCUUUGGAUCUUUGAAAGAAUCAUUUUUCUACUUAUCCAAUGGUAUCAAUCCAUAUAAUGGUGGUAUAAAUCACCAUUCUCCAUUAUUAGUAUCAUUUUUCUACAAUUUCCAACAAUUAUUGGGUAAUAAUAUGUUCACCAUCUUCACCAACUUCCUUUAUGCGUUGGUGGACGCGUUGAUCAGUUUAAGAUUGGUUAAAAUCAAUAAUUGGUAUCAUAAGUAUAAUAGUGAGAGACGUGGUGAAAAGUUGUAUAAGAUAUCUGACGAUUUGAUUGUAUCAUUUUACUUAUUCAAUCCUUUGAUGAUUUUAAGUACCUUAUCACAUUCAACAUUAAUCUUCUCGUUAUUUUUCACCAUCGAAAGUGUUUAUCAGAUCAUUAAUGGGAACUUACCUCGUUCAAUGAUUAGUUUAUCAAUAUCAUCAUAUUUAUCAUUAACACCCAUCUACCUUAUAUUCCCCAUUCUUGCAUUUGCCCAUAGAUUGAUUAAAGUCGACCAAUUAUCACAAAUUUACUUCCAUGGACUGGCAGUUUUCAUUACAUCCAUUGGACUUUUAUUAUUCUUUUCAUUGAUUUUAACAUCAUCAGCUGAAUUCAUCGAUCAAUGCUAUGGUACAGUAAUAAGGUUUGAUAAAUUGCAACCAAAUAUCGGAUUGUGGUGGUAUUUCUUCACUGAAAUGUUUGAUUUCUUCACACCUUUCUAUUUAGGAGUUUUCAACUUAUUUCAUUUCAUCUUCAUUCUUCCAAUAACCAUCAGGUUAUUUGAAUACAAAAGUCAUAAAACUGUUGGUGAUGGGUUUUUAGCUAUUUUCCUUUGUUAUGUAUGGUUAUCAUUUACCAAACCAUAUCCUACAAUCGGAGAUUUAGGAUUCUCAAUAUCAUUAAUGCCCAUAUUUAGUGGCACCAUUAUUCCUUACUGUAAACUCAUUCAUAUCACCGGUAUAGUAUGGUUGAUAGGUCUUUUAUUAUCACCUAUCUUAUACUAUUGUUGGAUUGUUUUAGGUAAUGGGAAUGCUAAUUUCUUCUAUAGUAUGAACUUACUCUUUGGAGCUGUUCAUAUCCUUAUACUAAUCGACUUUUUAUGGGGGAAAUUAGUUUCAGAUUAUUGUGAUAUUCAUAAAGUACCUGCCAAAGACCGUCAUACCAUAAGAUUAACCCAAUACUAA
Yamadazyma jaroonii is the source of this 1278-nucleotide messenger RNA. The record is from the annotation of a GenBank genome assembly. NCBI's taxonomy places the organism in Eukaryota, Fungi, Ascomycota, Pichiomycetes, Serinales, Debaryomycetaceae.